Messenger RNA from Dendrobium catenatum, 1590 nucleotides. RefSeq names its product probable BOI-related E3 ubiquitin-protein ligase 3. The coding region runs from base 361 to 1332 and encodes 323 amino acids. The transcript has 3 exons. Gene Ontology annotation, molecular function: ubiquitin-protein transferase activity. The record is from RefSeq and is a predicted model, not a curated record. Lineage: Eukaryota; Viridiplantae; Streptophyta; Magnoliopsida; Asparagales; Orchidaceae.
CCCUAAUCCUCUUCCCCUUACCCUGAUACAAUGAAUACAAAUCCAUCGGCGUUCGGCACACGUAGCGGUACCGUCCCCUCCUCUUCUCACGUCAAUACGCCCUACCUCCCUCUCUAGAAUUAUCCCCCCGCCUGAAAUUUAGAACGGCAACAGCAAAACCAGAACUCCAAUGCCUUCUCCAUCGCUAACCGAUAGCCCGAUAUAACCUUCCUUCGGCGCCACGACCAACGAAAUGUCAGGCAAUCAGAGCGUGCGCGGAUUCACUGAAACAACGCACGUCCUGUAUAAAAUGGCGGUUUCCCCAUAUUUACGCUCCAGAUUGACAGGGCUCAGGAAGGCUGUGUUCUUGAAGUUCUUCGGAUGUGGCAGAAUCCUGAGCAUCAGACUGGAAACUCUGUUCCUUCGAUGCGCCAGCAGGCUCAAAUCAAUAAUGGCGAUCAGCAGCCGACGGCGACCGCCCGGGCUGCUUACAAUGUCUCUGGCUCUGGAAGAGGGAGUCAGAAUGUUCCCUUGUCUUCCAGGGCAGCUGCGCCAGUAAUCCAACCUCAGCAAACCGUUUUACCUAAUCUAGCGUUUGCGGCUAUGCCGGUUACCUCUACGGUUGGAUUGCCUAUGCCCAUUGAUCAGAGGAUCCGGGUGUUCGAAUCUACUGGGGCGUGUACCAGCAGCGUCCCGCCAAGAGGGGUUUCCUCGCAGCCUGGCUGUUCUUUAUCGCAGGAGUUUCUUUCGCAUAUCAGAGAUCAGAACAUCGAAAUUGAUUCUCUGUUAAAUCAUUACAGAAAUAUGAUUCGUAAGGGAAUUGAGGAGACGCAAAAGAGGUACUUUAGUUCGCUUAUUGUUAUCUUGGAGAAGAUUGCGUUGAAGCGGGUCCUGGAUAAGGAUGCCGAGCUGGCGAACGUGAAUCGGAGAAAUUCUGAGCUGGAGGAAAAGAUCUUCCAGUUGUGCUCCGAGAACCAGAUGUUGUUUAGUCGUGCCAGUCAAAAUGAGGCAUUAGUCUCCAGGCUCAAGGCAACGCUCGAACAAGUUUUAAUCCAGACAACCGCUGCGGAGACGGCGCCUCCGCCGGAGGUUGAGGGUUACGGCGAUACCGAUGGGAUGCCAUUUCCUGCUAAUGACGAGCAGUCCUGCUUAAAGAUCGAGGAAGAGAAGCCGGAGAGCAGCGAGAAAGUUCGCGCACGGAUGGUUUGCAAGGUUUGCCAGUUGUAUGAAAUGUCCAUUCUCCUUCUUCCUUGCCGCCAUAUUUGCUUGUGCCUGGAAUGUGAAAAGACGGUUGUCAUAUGUCCCAUCUGCAAUAGCUCGAAGGAAGGCGCCGUCCAGAUCUUCAUGCCUUAAGUCCUUGUCAAGAUGAGAUCAAUCUCUUUUCUGUCUCUCUAUUUUGGUUAAUCUCGGGGAACAAUUUCAGAUAUAUAGAACUACCAUUUCUUGAAUUUUUUUUUUCGUUCAUUUCAUAGGUUGAAUCUGUAUACAAACAGAACCUUUUCUUGCCGUUUAAUCGCAUGCCGAAAACCUUGAUAGGACUGAUAUAUUUUUUUUCCUUAUGAUUUUGUGCUAAAUCUUUGUAUAUAGAGUCGGUGCAAGACAGAUUUUUUU